Messenger RNA from Oryzias latipes (Japanese medaka), 1977 nucleotides. RefSeq names its product tumor necrosis factor-like. Gene Ontology annotation, biological process: immune response. Gene Ontology annotation, cellular component: membrane. NCBI's taxonomy places the organism in Eukaryota, Metazoa, Chordata, Actinopteri, Beloniformes, Adrianichthyidae. Gene Ontology annotation, molecular function: tumor necrosis factor receptor binding. The record is from RefSeq and is a predicted model, not a curated record.
AAAAUGUACAAAUUGUUGAGUUUAGCUAAUCUCAUCUGAAAAACUACUGAAUGGAAAACACGUGAACAUGAAUUCAAACCUUUCACACACAUACAUUUGCUCUAAAAUGUUUCGAUCUCACAAACAUGUCUGAGCCUCCGUGAUUGUAAUCAGUUCAGCGGUUCUAAAGAUCCCUCUGUCUUCAUGUGGGAUUCGUCACCAAUCCUAUGUAAACAAAAGAUUGUAAGUGUGAUGAAGUAAAAAGGCUCCUCCUUCUGGUCUUUGUUGGCAAGAGGCUAUUUUUAACAAAAAGGAAGUGUGACGUUGCCGGCCAUGGUUAGCUGCUCUUGACACAUCAAUCACCACUCUGCAUUAUUUCAUACACAUUUUGUGAGUCACUUUGGCAAUACUGGCAAAUUCAGUAGCCGUCUGAGAAAAAGAAGGUCUAUGCGUGUGUUAAUUGUUGUGAUCAGCAUGGAGUAUGCCACACAAACUAACUCAAUUAUGUGGUCGGGGUUUAAAGGUUGUGGUUUUUUUCUCUGUGGCAGCCCUUUAAGCAGCGGGGUGUGUUAGUUUGACGGCGUCAAGGUGCAAAAAAGGGGUUUCUACAGCUGCUUGCGUGUUAGGGUUGAGGGGGAAGGUCAUGCAGGUGUGUAGGAGUAUGUGGUGUUGUGACCCUCCCAGUGUCUGGAUCUCUCUUCCUCAUCAUAUCUCCACUCUCUCAUGGUGAGUGACAUCAUUGGAGUUUCCCCAAAGCAGGAAGCUCCUUUUAAAAGAGGCCCUAGCAGAUUCAGCACACAGAACAAAUCAGAAGAAGGACACAGAAGAAGAGCGAACCAGAGGAACAGACUCAGAACCAUGGAAGGUCAAUGCAGUGUCCCAAUGAUCAUCAGUGGCCACACAGAAGCGGAACAACCGAAGAGUCUGAGAGGGAAGCCAAGCUCCAGGAUCGCAGCGGUGAUGCUGGCCGUCAUUCUCUGCCUUGCCACAGCCGCUGCAGCGGUACUCUUCUUCAGCUCGCAUACCAAGCAUCCAGAAGUACACGAAGACUCAUUUCAUCUCAAACUCAGGCAGAUUUCCAACGUGAGAGCAGCCAUUCAUGUGGAAGGAAAAUACAACCCCUCCCUGGACACCUCCAUUGAGUGGAUUAGAGGGGUGGAUCAGUUCCACUUCCAGGGGGGUCUAGACCUGGACAACAAUGAGAUUGUGAUUCCUCGCAAAGGCCUCUACUUCGUUUACAGCCAAGCAUCGUUUGAGGUUAGCUGCAGCGGCGACGCCAGCUCCAUGGUCCAGCUUAGCCACACCGUGCAGCGCUGGUCUAGUUCAUACGGGAGGGAAGACGACAAGACCUAUCGGACCAUUCUGCACUCGAUACGCACGGCAUGCCAGAGGAAAGAAAGCGAUGAGCAGGAUGCCAAUGGAGACUGGUACACCGCUGUGUACAUGGGGGCUGUGUUCAACCUGGAAAAAGGGGACAGGCUGAGGACAGUGAUGAAGAAGAGCAUGCUAGAGCAGCUGGAGGACAAUCCGGGGAACACCUUCUUCGGUGCGUUUGCUUUGUAAGGUUGAAGGGAUCCCCACCUCGUCAGACCUGACCUCUGACUUUUAAUACUAGCUUGUAUUAGCGAGCCUUCCAGUGACAGCAGCUAUGGUAGCUGCAGCAAUGAACAAAGGUGCCACAUGACACACCAAAAUGUUGUGUACUGUGUACUCUCAGUGUCAGUAGGUACCUUUUGAUGUACUGUAACUUAUGUGUGAAUGUGCUACUGAUUCUGAUUUCACUACAAGUGGAGAACAGACAACAUAUUUAAAUAAUUUAUUGUUAUAUUUAUUUGCUUUUUUGAUGGUAUUUAUUAUUUAUUUAUUUAUUUAUUUGUCAGUGUGAUCUGUUACUGCUGUACUGUUUAUGAUCAGUGUUUUAAAAAAUUCUGUUUUAUUCAACUGUGCAGAAUGAGAGGGUGCCAUAGCGCCGUUGGAAUAAAAAGAGUUUGUUCAGUA